Xyrichtys novacula (pearly razorfish) is the source of this 1788-nucleotide messenger RNA. Lineage: Eukaryota; Metazoa; Chordata; Actinopteri; Labriformes; Labridae. The record is from the annotation of a GenBank genome assembly.
AUGGCCUCGGCUCGCAUCUUCACACUUGAGGAGCAGCUCCAGUGUUCAAUCUGUCUCCAAGAAUUCACUGAUCCUGUUACUACUCCAUGUGGACACAACUACUGCAAGGCCUGUAUCACAGUAUACUGGGCCAGCACUGAUCUGACACAGUGUCCCCUCUGUAUGAAACGGUUUCGCACACAACCCCAACUUCAGGUCAACACAGAGUUCAGAGAUAUGCUGGAUCAUUUUAACAACGUGAGGCUGAGGAGUGAAGAUAACAUCCUUGCCAAACCAGGGGAUGUUCCCUGUGAUAUCUGUCCUGGGCCAAAAUUCAAGGCCCAGAAGACGUGCCUGUUGUGUUUGUCCUCUUACUGCCAGACUCAUCUAGAGCUUCAUCAGGGAGUCACAUCUCAUAAGAAACACCAGCUGAUCGAGCCACUGUCAAACCUGGAGAACAGAGUGUGUAAGAAGCACGACAAGAUGUUUGAGCUCUUUUGUCUCGUGGACCAGACAUGUGUUUGCGUCAUGUGCCUCAAAGAUGACCAUGUAACACACAAAACUAUCCCAUUAGAGCUCAAGAUCAAAGAGAGGAGGGCCCAACUGCUCAAUGAUGUGACAGAGAUAGAAACAGAGGAAAAUACUAAAUCCAGGAGUGUAACAGAAAUCAAAAAUUCAAUGGACCAGAGAAAGAAACAGGCAGAGAAAGAGCUGGAGAGCAUUGAUGAGGUUUUUACUGACCUGAUUCUAUCUUUGCAAAGGAGCCAGAUUGAGCUGACUGACUUGAUCAAAGAGAGGCAGGAAGCAGCAGAGAAACCAGCCAAAGACCACCUGACCAAGCUAGAGAGGGAAGUUGCUGAGUUGAGGAGAAGAAGAUCUGAAAUAGAGGCGCUUCUACAGGCCGAUGAUGGCAUCCAGCUCCUCCAAAGAUGUCCCUCUCUUGAGUUUCCUGCACAUGGAGACCCAGUUGACCCUCUGUCCCAUUUUGACCAACUGCAACCGCCUGAACUCCCUGACAUCAGCUCACAGAGUUACCUCGGGAUGGUGAGAAAAUCUGUGGCUCAGAUAGAGAAGACAUUUAGCAAUGAGAUGGAGACGCUAAUUCAUGAAGUCAGGUUUUCUGAAGGCUGUGAGGCGGCAAAACCAGUGACAGAUGAGUUUAUUGAAGAAGUAUGGACUCCACCUCAGGACAGGCUGAAGAUGAUCCAACAAUGUAAUGCUGUGGAUGUGACUCUUUCCAAGUUACACUCACGGAGUACGGUGUCUAGAGAUGGGAAACAAGUGUACCAUAGUGGAGUUUGGCAGCUCUUAUCAGCUUUAUUUAGAGGAAAACCUGAUUAUGAACUUGUUCUUGGGGAGAAUGGUUUUACAUCAGGCAGAUUCUACUUUGAGGUUCAGGUCAGCGGCUGUGACAGCUGGUCUUUAGGAGUGGCCAAAGAGCCAAACAAAGAGAAACAAAUUAAGGAGAGCUGGACAUUGCGCGGACUAAACACCCAAUCCCACUACAAUAAACACUACUGUACUGAUGAUUGCCCUCUUAACCUGGAGCAAACACCCAAUAAAGUUGGUGUAUUUGUUGAUUAUGAUAAGGGAGAGGUCUCCUUUUACAAUGUGGACACCAGGACCCUGAUCUACUCCUACUUAGGAUGUAACUUCUUUGAGACCCAACCCAAGUCUUUUCUCUAUUCCAUGUUUGGUGCUUCCUUUAGCAGCAGAGCAAAGCUCUUUCCUCUUUUGGGUAUCAUUGAAGAGCAAACAGGUGAUGUGCUUGAAAUCACUCCUGUGGACACUAACCUGACCCAAGGUUAG